UUUGGGGGAGUCGGUGCCCGGCCCCCGGGCGAAGCCGCAGGUUAUUUUUACCCGGUGGCAUUUGCAGAAUGCGCAGCUGAUUUGCCAUCCUGAGCCAGGAAGUUUUUUUUCCCCCGUUUUCUUUUCAUUUUCUUUCCUCUCUUUGAAUCCGCUGCCGCGGCCGGGCGAGGCUCAGGCAGCGCCGGGCAGGGGGCGCACAGAGGGGCGCUAUAGGGGGCAAAGAGACUUCACCAAGUGAAGGGAACUCAUCAGACUCACGCUGUGUCCAUCAAGGACCUCCGGGGGAAAAAAGCUCCUGAUUCCCAUCCCGGCUGUGUAGGUUGGAAUGGACUUCGAGCCCAGUGACUUGUGGAUGCAAGGAUGAAGUGACUUUACAGCUACAAAAAAAGGCAAGAAACCAGGCCUUGAAAUCUCCGAAAGGUAGGAGAGACAUCCAGGCUGCAAUGGCUGAAAGAAGUAUAUGCACUGACGCAACCUCAGGAAAAUCCAAGAUGGCUGCCAAGCGCAAAGGCGGCCUGAAGCUAAAUGCAAUCUGUGCCAAGCUCAGCCGCCAGGUGGUCUUCGAUCAUGGGGGAUCGGAACAGGUGCAGUUGGACAAGGGUCCCCAGAGGGAAAGCGGCAACAAGGAACCGCCCCAGCCUGAGACCAAGGAGCUGGGGGCCAAGUUUUCUGAUGGACUUAACCGUGUUCAGAAGAUAGAGGAGGACAAGCGGAGGGAGGUGAUUGAGAAGUGGGUGAACGGGGAGUAUAAUGACGAGACCUUGCUGGGCCGAGCAGAGGGCAAGGAAUGUAAGGCCACCGAGAGCGUGGAGGUGCCCCCCGAAGGGGUUUACAUGGUACAGCCCAAGGGCUGCAGCGAUGAAGAAGAUAAUGGGGACGAUGCAGACGGCAGCUUCCCGGACGACAGGGAUUCGGAUGGGCCUGCCUCCAAGGAUGAAAGUUACCGACCUUCCAGCGGCCAGACGGGCUCCAAGCUGGCUGGAGGAGCUGCCUCAGGGGAAGCUUCAUCCCUGCGCGAUUAUGCCGCCACCACCAUGAACGAGUUCCUGGGCAUGUUUGGCUACAACGACCAGAACAUGCGGGAUGAGCUGACCCGCAAGAUCAGCUUCGACAAGCUGAACGCUGCUACCUCAGAGGCCUCCUCUGCCACUGCCUCUCUCCCUGGUGAGGACGCCAUGAGCAAGCGAGCCCGCUUCUCCAAGUACGAGGAGUAUAUCCGCAAGCUCAAGGCCGGCGAGCAGCUCUCCUGGCCCAUCCACCCGGCCAAGUCUGAGGACCUGAGCUCCAAGCUGGGCAAGGAAGCUUCAUCAGUGCUGACGCAGCCCAUCCGAGCACUGCCGGGGCCUGAUGCCACCCUGCUAACAGAGACCAAAGCCACCAUACUGCCCUUGCCCUCUCCGAGCAGCUCCCAGAUGCAAGGCCUGAUGUCGCGGGCCUCCAAGUACGACUUCUUCAUCCAGAAGCUGAAGACGGGUGAGAGCAUCAGGCCGCAGAAUGGUAACACCUACAAGAAGACCUCCAAGUAUGACCUGGAGAACGUGAAAUACUUGCAUCUCUUUAAGCCUGGCGAGGGCAGCCCAGAUAUGGGAGGGGCCAUUGCCUUUAAGACAGGCAAGGUGGGCCGGCCUUCCAAGUACGAUGUGAGGAACAUCCAGAAGCUCACUCCAGUCAAGGCUCCAACACCCAGCCUGGCCCCCAACCCUCUCGCCAGUACCCCCAGCAGUGCUCCAGUGGCUGGGCCCGAGCAGCCCGUCUCCUUGCCGUUCAACACCCCUGAGUACCUGAAGUCGACCUUCUCCAAGACGGACUCCAUCACGACCGGGACCGUCUCUACGGUCAAGAACGGAUUACCCACUGACAAACCAGCUGUCACCGAAGAUGUAAAUAUUUACCAGAAAUAUAUUGCCAGGUUCUCUGGGAGUCAGCACUGCGGACACAUACACUGUGCAUACCAGUACCGGGAACAUUACCACUGCCUCGAUCCGGAGUGCAACUAUCAGAGAUUCACUAGUAAACAGGAUGUGAUUCGGCAUUACAACAUGCACAAGAAACGUGAUAACUCCCUCCAGCACGGCUUCAUGCGCUUCAGCCCCUUGGAUGACUGCAGCGUGUACUACCAUGGCUGUCACCUGAAUGGGAAAAGCACACACUACCACUGCAUGCAGGUGGGCUGUAACAAGGUCUAUACCAGCACCUCUGAUGUGAUGACCCACGAAAACUUCCACAAGAAGAACACGCAGCUGAUCAACGAUGGGUUCCAGCGGUUCCGAGCCACAGAAGACUGUGGCACUGUGGACUGUCAGUUCUAUGGGCAGAAAACCACUCACUUCCACUGCAGGCGACCCGGGUGUACGUUCACUUUCAAGAACAAGUGCGACAUCGAGAAGCACAAGAGCUACCACAUCAAGGACGAUGCCUACGCCAAGGACGGCUUCAAGAAGUUCUACAAGUAUGAGGAGUGCAAGUACGAGGGCUGCGUCUAUAGCAAGGCCACCAACCACUUCCAUUGUAUUCGGGCGGGCUGUGGCUUCACCUUUACCUCCACCAGCCAGAUGACCUCCCACAAGCGCAAGCACGAACGCCGGCACAUCCGCAGCUCGGGGGUGUUGGGCCUCCCCACCUCCCUCUUGGGAGCCAAGGAUAACGAGCAGGAGGAGUCCAGCAACGAUGACCUCAUUGACUUCUCCGCCAUGAGCUCUAAGAACUCCAGCCUGAGUGCCUCCCCUACCAGUCAGCAGUCUUCCGUCUCCCUGAUCAUCCCGGCUGCGCCUUCUUCCGCUGCUGAGCUUGCCUCCUCUCAGGCCUGCAAGCCCACCAACAGCAUGCCACCGGCCACCAAGAUCUCUGGCCUGCUCUCCCAGGCCCUCCCCAGCAAUAUACCUUUGGCCCUGGCACUCGCCAACUCCGCACUUCCCGGAACGGCCAGCUCCUACUUCCCCAUCAUCCCCAGCCGGGUCUCCACGCCACAUCCCGCCAGCUCAGCCAAUCUAAUGACUGCUGGUUCCUCCAGCACCAAUCCAACAUCCUCUACUGCUGCCAAUUCCCCCUCCCAAGCCGUCUCAGGGUCCAGUGAGCCGACAGCCACCUCUUCCCCAGGUCCAGCAGCAUCCAUUAUGGAGAGGAUCUCCGCCAGCAAAGGAUUGAUCUCACCCAUGAUGGCCAGGCUGGCAGCGGCGGCCCUCAAGCCAUCCAUGGCGCUUGAAGCAGGGAACGGGCAACUGAUGACUCCCGGCCGGUUCAAUCCAGUUCAAAUGAAGCAGGAGUCCGUGGAGAGUGUGGUAUCCUCAUCCCCAGCAACCCAGGUUUCCUUGCAGGAGCACAGCCUGGACCUGAGCGUGAAAGAUCAUGGUAAUGAAUCAAAUGGCCACACAGUCUCAGCAAAUUCAUCUCUUUUAUCCUCGCUUAUGAAUAAGAUGAACCAGGCCAAUGUCAGCCUUGGCAGCCUGCCAAGCUUGAAGACAGAAGGAGAUGGCAACCAGGCAGGGGCUGGUGAGCCAACACAAUACCUGGGCAAAGCAGUGAAGGCGCUUGUUCAGGAGAAACUCUCUGAGCCCUGGAAGAUGUACUUGCGCAGGUUUGGUACCAAGGAUUUCUGUGACGCCCACUGCGACUUCCUCCAUAAAGUGCAUUUCCACUGCGUGGUGGAGGAAUGUGGUGCCCUCUUCAGCACCUUGGAUGGGGCCAUCAAACAUGCCAAUUUUCACUUCCGAACAGAGGGUGGAGCUGUGAAAGGAAACUCUGAGUCUCCCUUCCCAAGUGCUGCAGAGACCAAGACUUCCUUGGCCCCCUCAUCGCCAUCCACUACUUCCAUCACUAUGGCAAGCGCUCCCACCCUGGAUGUGCCCACUCCGAGCCCAGCGACUGUGCCCUCUGCCCCCACAUUGCUAGCUUGGAAGCAGCUGGCUUCCACCAUACCCCAGAUGCCUCAGAUCCCAGCACUGGUGCCUAACCUGGCAACUUCACCCUUGGCAACAACUUCCCUAGAGAACGCCAAGCCUCAGGUCAAACCCGGAUUCCUUCAGUUCCAGGAGAAUGACCCCUGUCUGGCGACGGACUGCAAGUAUGCCAACAAGUUCCACUUCCAUUGUCUGUUCGGGAACUGCAAGUACGUGUGCAAAACCUCUGGCAAAGCAGAGUCCCACUGCCUGGACCACAUCAACCCCAACAACAACCUGGUGAAUGUGCGAGACCAGUUUGCUUACUACUCGCUGCAGUGUCUCUGUCCAAACCAGCACUGUGAAUUCAGGAUGCGGGGACAUUACCAUUGUCUUCGGCCUGGCUGCUACUUUGUGACCAACAUCACCACCAAACUGCCCUGGCAUGUGAAGAAACAUGAGAAGGCAGAGCGAAGAGCAGCCAAUGGUUUCAAGUACUUCACCAAACGGGAAGAGUGCGGCAGGCUAGGUUGCAAGUAUAACCAGGUGAACAGCCAUUUCCACUGCAUUCGAGAGGGCUGCCAGUUUUCCUUCCUGCUCAAGCACCAAAUGACAUCCCAUGCCAGGAAGCACAUGAGGAGGAUGCUGGGGAAAAACUUUGACCGAGUUCCCACGCAGGUUAUUGGCCACACUUCAAGAAAUGAAAAUCUCCCCCAUGUUGGCAGCAUGGCACCCAGCCCAGCUUCAUCAGGAACCCCAGCUUCCUUUCAGGGACCCCAAAGCAUGAUGGACACUGAAACAGAUGAGUACAUGGAUUACACUGGCUGUAGCCCUGGAGGCAUCUCCUCUGAAUCCUCCAAUAUGGACCGCAGCUGCUCCAGCACUCCAGUGGGCAACGAAAGCACAUCAGCAGGCUGCCUGGUUCCUCCUCCUCCUCCUACUGCUGCCGCUGCCGAUGACGCUACCCACAAUGCACCACAACCUCAACCGCCUCCUCUGCCUCCAUCUUUCUCACAAGCCUUGCUCAGGUCUCCUCUCCCCUCCCUCCCCUACCUCUUCUCUCCAUCUUGUCUCUCAUACUCUCUGCUCAGUGCCACUCUUGGAUCCAGCAGGGGCAUUGUCAUGCCUGCCACCAGCACACCUGCUUUCUCGCCCAUCAUUGCCACUCCAACUCCAGUAAAAAGUGACGUUCCCCUAGUUCAGGAUGCAGCAGGGAACACCAUCACCAUGCCAACUGCCUCGGGGGCCAAAAAGCGCUUCUGGAUCAUCGAGGAUAUGUCUCCAUUUGGCAAGCGCCGCAAGACAGCCUCCUCGCGCAAGAUGCUGGAUGAGGGGAUGAUGCUGGAGGGUUUCCGGCGCUACGAUCUCUAUGAGGACUGCAAGGACACCAACUGCCAGUUCUCCCUCAAGGUCACCCACUACCACUGCACCCGGGAGAACUGUGGCUACAAGUUCUGCGGCCGCACCCACAUGUACAAGCACGCCCAGCACCACGACCGCGUCGACAACCUGGUGCUGGAUGACUUCAAGCGCUUCAAGUCCUCAUUGAGCUGCAACUUCCCCGACUGCCAGUUCUCUGGCAACAGCACGCACUUCCACUGCCUGCGCUGUGGCUUCCGCUGCACCGACAGCACCAAGGUGACCGCCCACCGCAAGCACCACGGCAAGCAGGACGUCAUCAGUGCUGCCGGCUUCUGCCAGUUCAGCUCCAGUGUGGACUGCGAGGUGCCCGACUGCAAGUACAAACUCAAGUGCUCCCACUUCCACUGCACCUACCCCGGCUGCAAACACACUGUGGUGGGCAUGUCACAGAUGGACUCACACAAGCGUAAGCAUGAGAAACAGGAGCGGGGGGAGCUGCCAGCCAUCUCUCCUGGCCCCGAGGGCCUCCAUCACUCCACCCUGGAGUACGACGUCCAGAACUCUUCCGUCAACCUGGACAGCUCCCUCAACCUCAGCACUGAUGCCAACAGCUCCCUCUUCUUCCUGCAGAACGCAGCUGGCGUGGGCCUCAAUGACUCCUUGGACCUCAGCAAGAAGCUACCGGAGGCUGCUGCUGGCCCAUCACCCAGCAGAGCAGGGACAAGCCCUCAUGAGAGUGGGGUGAUGGUAUCCAACUCCGGCGAUGCGGAGGAUGAAGACGACUCAUCCCAAGAUGAGGACGAGGAGGAGGAGGAGAUAAACGAGGAAGAGGAUGACGACGAUGAGGAUGACGAUGAUGACGAUGACGACGAAGACGAGGAGGAAGACCUGAAUACAGACUCUGAAGAGUCACUCCCCGACCCUGAAGGCUUGGCCACUAAAGAGGAUGGGGAAACAGGGGAGGCCUCUACUUCCAUAGACCACGGCGAUGCUUCCAGGCCUCUGGGCGAGCCAAACCCAGACCUCACGUCAGCCCCCACCCCUGCUCUGGACCCCACCCUUGCCCUGACCCCAACCCACACCCUCGCACCGGCAGCUUCUCCUUAACCUUAGAGACAGCAGCAGGUUUGGUUUUGCUCUUAAAUGAAAUUACUAAGAGGACCCCUUAUGAGGAGAGAACAAAGCACCGUGACGGUAAGCGACAAAACGAACUCAACACCGCACGCACGAGGCCCCACAGGCCAGACAUGGUCGCAUGGGGCCAGCGCACCAUCACUUCAUUCUGCGAUGACAGAAGAUAGGGCAGGACGCAGAGACAUAAAACCCUUCUAGAUGAACACUAGCUCUGAGGGUGACAUCUGCUCUCCUUUCCUCCCCUCAUUGUGGGGCGUGUGCCCAGUCUCGGGACCCCUUCUUUUGGGGUGGGCUUUUCCCCCUUCUUUUAUUUCUGGAUUUUAUUUUUCCAUGUUUUUAGUUGUAUGAUACUAAUAAUAAUCUCCACUCCUCGGAAGGGGGGUGCGGGGAUGACAGGUGAUGAAUUUUAGAAUUAUGUGGGUUUUUUUAAAGUGCGUGUAAGGAACUGGUGGCACAAAGGCAACUAGCUAAGCCUUUACCGGGGGGGAGGGGGGGAGUGUCUU
Trachemys scripta elegans is the source of this 6874-nucleotide messenger RNA. It is a transcript of the gene CASZ1, whose product is annotated as castor zinc finger 1. Bases 444 to 6344 code for a protein of 1966 amino acids. The record is from RefSeq and is a predicted model, not a curated record. Gene Ontology annotation, cellular component: nucleus. Gene Ontology annotation, molecular function: DNA-binding transcription factor activity, RNA polymerase II-specific; RNA polymerase II transcription regulatory region sequence-specific DNA binding. Gene Ontology annotation, biological process: regulation of neuron differentiation; positive regulation of transcription by RNA polymerase II. The transcript has 21 exons. NCBI's taxonomy places the organism in Eukaryota, Metazoa, Chordata, Testudines, Emydidae.